AUGUUUCCUUUCAAAACUCAGGAAGCAAAUAAAAUGAAUAAUCGAUAUAAAAUUAUUCAAGCUGUUCAUCACAUUUAUAACCAGAAACAUAAUAAAAUAAAAACUCUUACAUUCAACAUGGAGAUUAAUUGUAUUACGUAGAAAAAAAUAAUAAUUUUAAAGGUCGGAAAAAUAAAUGGUAGCAAACCCAUUGGUAUUUGGAGGAUUCAAAUUUAUUAAUACUGUAAUAAUAAAUGUUUAGUCUAAACAAUAUUUCUUAAAUUCCAAAAGGAAGGAAAAGUAAUAAUGAUAGAACAAGGAUAAGUCAAAUAAAUUUCAAAUAAUUUGAUAGCAGAUUUGAGAAAAAUAUUAUUUGGCUUAAGGGAUCCACAAGCGGCAUAAGUAAGCUAAGGGCAACUUGAAACUAUCGCUUUUAUGAAAUUUAAAGAUAGGGUGUUUGAAUGGUAUUAUUUAUAAUAAAUUUCUACAAAGCUAAAUAUAAAAUAGUGAAGAAUUUAAUAGUUAUUUACUUUCAUACAAAAAAUUGGUUUUAAAUGACUUUUAUUUUCCAAAGUAAAUUUAGUUUAGUAUUGUAGCAUGUAUCCUGAUCAAAUUCCAUAUUUUAAAUAACUCAGAAAAAAUCAGGAGUAAAAUUAUAUAUUUGAUUAAAGUGGAAGUUAAGUUAUUUGUUUUGGGUAAUAUUACCAAGGAAAAAAAAAUGGGGAUUUCUUUAUUAAGUUUAGAGAUGAAUCUGACUCGGACUUUAAAAUAAUGUAUAGAUUCCCAUAAAUGAAUUAGCGGAGGGGGAUUUUAUAACGCCAAUGGAUAAAAACAUGGAAAAUGGAUAAAAAUAUCAAAAAAUUUUUGCAAGUUUAUUAACCUUUAAAUUUCGAUAGAUCAAACUAGGUUGUUCUUGAGGGAGAAUUUAAUAACGGGAUUAAAUGUCACUAAUUUGAUAUUAAGUUAAGAAAAACGUCCAGUUAAAUGUGGAAAAAAAUGUAGAUAUUUUGAUAUAAUCUCUUGUAGUGGUGGUGGAUCAUAUGAUGAAUAAGGGAGGCAAGUAGGCGCUUGGGUUGAGCAAUAUGAUUAGAUGAGGUAAAUAUUCUGAUAUUGAUAUUAUAAAGUUUUUCUGAAUUCCAGUGGAAUAUAUUAUAUAAAAACUGCAAAUAAGUUUAGGAUUUAGAUAUUUACUUUUUGGAAUCUAAUGGAUAUUUUAAAUAGAUGUAAGAAAAAUAUAUUUUAAUAAGCUAUAACUACAUAUAUGAUGAUUACUAAUUUUCAGAAAAUAAGUGGAUAAAUCAGAAGCUAGAACUCAUUUUGUAAAUAUCGUGAUUAAAAAAGGAAACAACAAAUAUUGUUUUCUGGUUAGUAUGAUUUAGGAAAAAGAAUAGGGGAAUGGAAAAUUAUCUCAUAAAACUCAGUGCUGUAAUUUUUAUUAAAUUAUCCAUUUAGAGGAGGAGGGUCAUACGAUUCCAACGGAUUGAAAAAUGGAAAAUGGACUGAAUUAAAGGAUAUUCUAUAAGGGUAAAUUAAUUUUAUGCUAUAUAAGAGGUGUUAUGAUAUUGGAAAUAGGGGAAUAUCAAAACGGUAUAAAAAUAGGAUUAUGGUUUGUUAAAUGGGUGGAAAUUUUAACAAAAAAUAAUAAAAUUAUGUAUUUUUUUGAAUCAGUCUAGUGGGAGCGGUAAUUAUGAUAAUGUGGGAAUUAAAUAGGGGAUUUGGUAAGAUUUAAUUGAAGACUUUUGUGAGUAAUAAUUAUUAAUUUAAUCUUUAGAUAGAAUUAAUUGAUUUAUAAAGGGACAUAUAAAGAUGGAAUAAGGAUUGGUGAAUGGGUAAUAUAAAGCUCAAAAGAUUUCCCUAAUUUUUGUAGCAUUUCAUAAUCGAGAAUAAAGGUUAGAGGAUAAGGCUAAUACGACCAAAAAGGGAGAAAAAUUGGUUUAUGGAAUGAACCAUGCAAAAAUUAUCAAUAGUUGUUAUUUUAUUUAUGAUAGGAAUUGUGAUAUUUUUUAGAGCGGAAAAUAUGAAAAGGGAAAGAAAUUUGGAUUUUGGAAAAUUAUAUUUAAAAAAAAGUUAAUUCUUCGACUAAACAAAGAAGAUAAAAUUGAAGAAAUGUAUAGUUUAAUAGAAUAUUAGUGGAGGAGGAAACUAUGAUAAUAAUGGAGACAAAAUUGAAGAUUGGAAGGAGCUAUCUGAGAAUUUUGCAGAGUAUAAUUAUAUUAAAUUUGAGAGAUUCUCAAAUUAUCCUUGAAGGUAGUUAUAAAAAUAUGAAAAAAACUGGAAAAUGGAUUGCAAAAUAUAGAUACAGUGAAAGUAAGGGCUUCGAAAUCAUGUAAGAUUGACUGUUGAUAUCAAUUAGAGGAGGGGGAGACUAUGACUAACAUGGUUUGAAAUCUGGGGUAUGGAAAGAAUUAUAUGACAGUUUUUCAGAGUAACCUUAAAAUUUCAUUAAUAGUUCCUGUCAAGUUAGAGAAAUAGUUUAAUAUCAGAAUGGGAAAAAAGUUGGAAGAACUGUUAUUGAAUAUCGCAAAAUUCAUGGUUCUUAAUUUGUUUAAAUGUUAAUUAAUAUUUAUUAUUGGCAUUAGAGGAGAAGGGUAUUAUAAUGCAUAAGGAAAAAAAGAUGGGAAUUGGAAUGAGUUACACGAGAAAUUUAGAGAGUAUUUUUUAUAAUAACAUAAGCUUUUGCCAAGUUACAAAAAAAGGGCAAUACUAAAAUGGAUUAAAAUAGGGUGAUUGGGCUAUUAAUUUUCGUGAAUUCACUGAUCAAGAAUUCAUUAGAAUGUAAAGUUUAAUAUUAAGCAUAGUGGAGGUGGUUUUUAUGAAAAAGGGGUUAAAAAUGGAUAGUGGAUAGACAUUGAUCAAAAAUUUUGUAGGUAACUAUAAGAAUUACUUCAGAUCUCGCUAAAUAAUAUAGAAAAUAGAUUAUCAUGUUGGUUAUAAGGUUGGAAAAUCUGAAAUUUUAUUUAGAGCUCAUAAAACGAAUGAAUUCUCAGUUAUGUAAAAAGUUUGUUGAUUUUAUAGCGGAAAGGGAUUAUAUGAUACUUGCGGAAAUAAAAAUGGAGAAUGGCUGGAGCCUCAUGAAAAUUUUUGGGAGUAAAAUAGAAAUUAAAAAUGGCAGAUUCUUUCAAUUAUAUUAGUUAGGACAGUAUAAAUCAGGAGUUAAGCAAGGGUCAUGGCAGAUAUCGAAGGAUAUGUAAUUUUAACAAGGAGAUAUUAUGUAAUAUUUUAAUCAAAUAUUGAAGCGCUAGUGGUACAUAUGAUGUUUAUGGAAAUAAAGAUAAAAAAUGGAGCGAUUUAAGUUGGAAUUGCCUGCUAUCUAGCUUCACCUUAUCUGAAGGAGAAUAUUCAUCAGGUAAGAGAAAGGGAGAGUGGGUAUUGAAAUUGCAAGUUUAUGAUGAAACUUAAUUGAUGUAUAUCUAUAUGUUGAUGUAGUGGUUCUUGCAUUUAUGAUGAUAAUGAUUUAAAAGAUGGUCUUUGUGUUGAUUUAGAUCAAAGCUUUUUCUUGUAAAUCAAUUUAUAAUUUUAGCAAUAAAUGUGCAUAUUAUUCGACAUAUAUACAUGGAAGAAAAACUGAUGAGUCUAGAGAAUUUUCCGUAAGAUGA
Paramecium octaurelia is the source of this 3575-nucleotide messenger RNA. Lineage: Eukaryota; Ciliophora; Oligohymenophorea; Peniculida; Parameciidae. The record is from the annotation of a GenBank genome assembly.